Mycena citricolor is the source of this 3363-nucleotide messenger RNA. The record is from the annotation of a GenBank genome assembly. Lineage: Eukaryota; Fungi; Basidiomycota; Agaricomycetes; Agaricales; Mycenaceae.
CGGCAUUCUGAAUGUCUCUCCUGUAGCCACAGAAGCCGAGAUCCAUGAGCGACACAGGGCGUUGUCGCUGAUGUUCCAUCCUGACAGGCAUCCCGACGAAAGCCAUAAAGCGGUAGCUACGCAAAAUUUUCUUGAAGUUCAACGCGCAUUUGAAGGUGCGGGUGCGCGGGCGUGACAUGGUCGGCUUAUGGACUCACUGGAAGCGCUGUCUACGAUGCGUUGGGUGAACGCGGUCUUUCGGCUAAUUGGCUGGAAGAAACUAGGACCAGAUCCAUCGAGCAGCGAGAUGUCAUCUUCAAACAAUUCCAGCGCGACUCGCUGCAGCAUGACGCAGAGAGCGCCAUUUCUCCGAGGGGCCGAGUCGUUUGCAAUCUGGAUGCGUCCGGAUUGCUGGAAGGCGGGGAUGUGUCUGAUACCGCCCGCGGACAACAAGUCCGACUACUGAACUUUUCUGUGCAUCAUCAUGUCAGUAAAAGGAUAAGUGAAAAGUCAACUCUUGGAUUGGCUGUCCGCAUCGCUCGGGCUGGUGCUUCGGGUCGAGGUAACUUUGUUGGCACGCUUCGACAUCAGUAUUCGCCACGGCUGCUCCUUCAAGCUUCAGUCAAUGUCCUCUCGCCUCGCAAAGUCACUCUUAAAUCGCAGUACGAGUCCGAGCACGGCCGCAUCUCGCUCGAGACGUCGAUUAGGGGCGGGGAUCUGUCGCAGCGCCCGCCCGUGCUCGUCUCUGUCCAGCGCGCGUUCUCGCGCUCCUCGUUGGGCUCGCUGGACAUCGGAUUCGAUUCCCGUUAUCCGCAGGUGACGAUCGGUGUGCACCCUAUCCAGCGUGCUUCUCCAGCAUCGGCACAUGAAAAUCGCGCGCUGAUUUCGUGGUGCUAUGGGCUCAAUCUAAAUUCUUACGACCCCACCGUCUUUGGCGAACUCAUCGCGUCUCUGGCGGAUCUGUGCAUCCAGAGCAGGCUUCGCCUGGAGUACGGAUUCUUCGGUCCUACGUGGGUAUUUUCCGCCGCUUGGCAAAGCCAGGCGGCGAGCAUUUCUGCUUUGAUGAAAUUGAGCGACGAGGGGGUCGGAUUUACCCUCGACUCGAGCUAUCACGAACAGCGCCUGAGCAUACCCAUCCGCCUCUGCCAUCAGUACAACGAGGCCGUCGCUCUGUGGACUGCCGUGAUCCCCGUUGCCGCCUGUUUGUGCGCGUAUGUUCUCAAAUCGAGGACGGUGCGCCGCCUGCGAGAGCUCGAAAUCCGACGGGCUCUCGAAGCACUGGAGCCUGAUUCUCCGUCUCGACGGCAUGCCGAAGAGUUGAUUUCGGUAUUCUUAUCUCCCAAAGCUCAAGAGUCUGCACGACGCGAGCAGGCAUCAGGUGGCCUUAUUGUCCUGGAAGCAACGUACGGGGCUCUGGACUGCCAUGACAGAGAUCGUGGUUUGUCGUGGGAUAUCACUAUCCCGCUGCAGACCCUGGUCCGGCGUUCCCAAUUGUACAUUCCAGGUCGACAUCCCAAGAGCUCUAUUAUCGGUUUUCUCGAUCCUGCCCCGUUCGCGACAAAGUCUAUCCGCGUCCGGUAUCUUUUCCGAGAUCGACCGCAUUUCACAGAAGUUCCUGAGCAUCUGAAUCUGGUCUUACCCUUGCCAGAUCAUGCCCUGUGAAGGAACAUUAUUCCUACGAUCCUGUGAAAUCCACCCCGCAAUCUGUCAAUGAAAGAUAUAGCCUCCAUAAUUCUCGUGGUUCUCGGAUCAGGCAGUGACUGUUCACGCGGCGUCCAUCUUGCGCGCCUGCGCGUGAUUUCCAGACAACGCGGGGUUAGCCCGAGAGCCCGCUCAGCUUCUCUUCAUUGGUUGGCUUUUAGCCGAUCGGAUUCUCAUUUGCUGAGGGUCGAUCACCGCCAAACCGGCCUGUGUCCCUCGGCGCCCGAUUUCAUCUUCGAUGAUUCGAUGAAGCGGGUCGCUGAAAGACUUCAUUAGACCAUGAUCUACGGCAUACAUGCAGCUCCAGUGCAUGCUCGCGAAAGUCUUCUAUAUCCUUCUUGAAGGACGAUUUGUUUGCGGAUAACUCAAAUCAAACUUUAAAUAAAUAAUCGUCCAGUUGCGCUGCGCUUCGACCCUCCUAGGGUGCUCACGCACGGUAUUUAACCUCCCCUCGCUCGCACCAUCCAUCUAUCUACGUAUUAGCCACUGCACCCACCCUCCCUCCCCGGCCAUUCCACGAGUCCUUGUUAACCAUGCAGCAGCCGACUCUGCGCAAUGUGCGGAUCCGCAGCACACGAGAUGCCCUCGCUGUGUUCUACGCGGUCGCGCGCAGCACGCUACCCCUGAUCACCCGUCGCCUGGACGCGGAGGAGCGGCUCGCCAUCGCAGCGGGGACGGUCUUCGUCUGGGAGGAGAACGCGAAUUCCGAGGCGACCGGGCUCGGGAUGGAGCGCUGGACCGAUGGGAUGGGCUGGGGUCCGAGCCGCGUCCGCGAUGAGUUCCUGUUCUACCAUCAAAAGGACUGCGAUGCCGUCGACGAGCCGAUCAAUCCGAUGACCCCCUGGGCGCAGAUGAUGAGGAAACGGUCUGCGCGCGGGGCAGCGGCGUGCGGCGUUUCCCGGAAACUGCAGCGACUGCACAAACAAACAUACAGCGUGAUUGUAACACUGCCGAAGGAUCGACCAUGCGGGAUGGUGCGCAAGUGGCAUUUGACGGCCUACUUCAAUCAAGAAACCUUAAAUGAGCUAGAUACCAUUGACGAUUUACGAUACCUCGACAUGCCGGUUCCUGAUGGCUGGUUCAGGAGCGCGCGUGCUACGAAGACUCGCCGCGAGAAUCGGGCAUUGGGAGGAGGCAUUGACCAGCAGCAGCAGCAUAACCGUCCGUCCGAGCCCGGCCGGGUGAGCUCUCCCACGUCCCCACUGGCAGCGGGCUGUGAUAUGAUGGCAACGUUCAACCCUGUCCCGGCGGCACAGACAAGGUUCCGCGGGACCCUCAGAGCGGUGUUCCCCAGCAGCAGCGGCAGCCCCAAGCUCCUGCUACCCCUCCCACCCUCGUCUCCGAAACGCGCGGCUUUCAUGAUGUCCUCAGGGCUCGUACCCCUAGAAUAUCUCCAAAAACAUUCCCAGCGAAAUCGAAGAAAUCCGACUGACGAGCAGCUCCUUCGGCGGUUUGCCGCUGGAGUUUAUUAACGAGAUUUUUUAUUCUUUUCUUUCUCUCCCUCAGGCGCCGAGAGAGAAAUAGCCUCUCCAGUUCUCACGGACCCACGGAGCGCGAAGGGUCAUGUGCGAGAGGUUAAACCAUGAUCAAGCUUUUCGAACCCCUAGUAGAUCCAAAUACCCUGUAAAAAGACUCGCAAACAUAUACCACACCCUAUAGGCUCGAGAUAGCGCCUUUCGGAAC